This is a messenger RNA of Microthlaspi erraticum, 333 nucleotides long. Lineage: Eukaryota; Viridiplantae; Streptophyta; Magnoliopsida; Brassicales; Brassicaceae. The record is from the annotation of a GenBank genome assembly.
AUGCUUGUUCGAUCCGUCAUCACGCAGGCAGCGCGCGGAGGGAGAUGUGUUGUGCCUCGCCGUUAUUUCUCUUCGCCCUCCGUUAGCCAAGUUGUAGAUGUGAAGCAAGCUGGAGAACGAAUUGUUUUAGCCGGAGAGGCAAAUGGAGCUGGGGGGAGAGUUCGCAAGAAUCCGUUGGAAGAAGAUCCUCUAGUUUACGGGGGAUGCUUUUUAGGUGGAGGUCUCGUCUACAUGGCUUCGGAAUUUCUCGAGAUACGUUCCCUUCUGCUUAAGGAAUCUGAGGUGAAGAAGAAGCUUGUUGGGUCCCAAAUCGGUGUCCCACACUACGACUGA